AAGCCCUCGGCUUUGAGUCACGCUUAGGAGUUCUCGGCCUUGCUGCUUCCUGCGUGCAGCUCGAGGCCUGCGUUUUCCUGGUCGCGUCGCUGCUGCUGCUGCUGCUGCUGCUUCCGCGGCCAGCAAUGCCGACCGGCGACUACGACUCCAAGCCCAGUUGGGCAGACCAAGUGGAAGAGGAAGGAGAUGAUGAUAAAUGCAUCACCAGUGAUCUACUCAAGGACAUUCCCCUGACCGGGGUGUUGAGUGGGAGCAAAGGCGGAGGUGAAAGUGGAGGUGAAGGCGGAAGUGGAAGCGUAGCCGUAGGCGUUACUGUAACGAUCGAGCCGGAACUUGUGAAAGGAGAACCUCUCCCGUCUCCCAAAGAGAUUGUGAAUGGAAACAUUAAAACGGUGACUGAAUACAGAGAAGAGAAGGAUGGCAGCAAGGUGAAGAUCAUCCGCACCUUUCGUAUCGAGACCCGGAAGGCCUCCAAGGCUGUGGCAAGACGAAAGAACUGGAAGAAAUUUGGCAACUCAGAGUUUGACGCUCCUGGCCCGAAUGUGGCCACUACCACUGUGAGCGAUGACGUCUUCAUGACUUUCAUCACCAGCAAGGAGGACUUGAACUGCCAAGAGGAGGAGGACCCCAUGAACAAGUUGAAAGGGCAGAAGAUUGUGUCAUGCCGGAUCUGCAAGGGCGAUCACUGGACCACCCGCUGUCCGUACAAGGACACGCUGGGGCCCAUGCAGAAGGAGCUGGCUGAGCAGCUGGGGCUGUCCACCGGCGAGAAAGAGAAACUGCCAGGAGAACCGGAACCUGUUCAAGCCCAGCAGAGCAAGACCGGGAAGUACGUCCCGCCCAGCCUGAGAGAUGGAGCCAGCCGCAGAGGGGAGUCCAUGCAGCCGAACCGCAGAGCUGACGACAAUGCCACCAUUCGUGUCACUAAUCUGUCUGAGGACACCCGAGAGACCGACCUCCAGGAGCUCUUCCGUCCUUUCGGCUCCAUAUCCCGCAUCUACUUGGCCAAGGACAAAACCACUGGCCAAUCCAAGGGCUUUGCCUUCAUCAGCUUCCACCGCCGGGAAGAUGCUGCCAGGGCCAUUGCAGGGGUGUCUGGCUUUGGCUAUGAUCACCUGAUCCUAAACGUGGAAUGGGCCAAACCUUCCACUAACUGAGACUUGCUGCCCUGUCUUUGGAAAUUGCCCAGUUCUUAACUGGAGGUAGUACUCUCUCAAAUAAAAGUUCAUUCCCGUC
Molecule: messenger RNA, 1236 nt
Organism: Elgaria multicarinata webbii
Lineage: Eukaryota; Metazoa; Chordata; Lepidosauria; Squamata; Anguidae
Gene: EIF3G
Product: eukaryotic translation initiation factor 3 subunit G
Exons: 11
Coding region: 126-1157 (343 amino acids)
Cellular component (GO): eukaryotic translation initiation factor 3 complex; cytoplasm
Molecular function (GO): RNA binding; translation initiation factor activity
Source: RefSeq, a predicted model, not a curated record